GGAGCGGCGGAGGGCCGCGGCGAGCCUGGCGCCGCAGCCGCUAACGCGCCGCGUCGCCCUGCGGGAGAUUUCGAGGACUGGGUCAGCGGGCCGCUCGCGAUCGCCUGGCGGCCCUACUGCCUCCUGAGCAGCAACUGUCAGCACUAUGCCCGGGACCUCCAGAACUUCCUCAUGGACCCCGACCAGACCAGCUGUUUGAAGGAUGACCGUGAGGUCGUGCUCGCGGCCGUGCGGCACGAGGGGCUGCGGCUGCGGCUGGCCGCGGAGGGCCUGCGGGCCGACCGCGGGGUGGUGCUGGCCGCCGUGGAGUGCGACGGCGAGGCGGAGCGGCCACGGCGGCGGGAGCUCUUCGGGGGCGGCAGA
Prorocentrum cordatum is the source of this 363-nucleotide messenger RNA. Lineage: Eukaryota; Dinophyceae; Prorocentrales; Prorocentraceae. The record is from the annotation of a GenBank genome assembly.